GCAAUCCACGUACAAUACAACCUUCAAUACAACAGGGGUAAAGAUACCAUCAUGCAACAUUCAGGGUAGAAUUACGAAGGCCGCGUCUUCCAUUGGCGUAUGGCGUAAGGCGGUAUGCCUAGAUGUCUAUGCCUAAUGGCUAGACAACUGCAUACCUACCUAGGUAGGUUUACCCUAGGUUAGAUACAACACACUGAUACACAUACUUCGUAAUUGUCGUAUGAAAUAGAAUUGUGUCUAGCAAAACAAAACGAAACGAAAACACCGACUAGCCAUGGCGAAUGAAGCCAGCAAGUUGGACGUCCGCGUUCUUCAACAGCCGCAUCUUCCCAUCUUUACACGAGUCUACCGAGGCGCCGUCAUCUACGCAAUCCAAAUAUUCGGAGCGCCGCUAUACUGGUUCCGAGACUGGGCUCAUCCCCCGGAGAUCCCUCCGAACUAUGUAAAAACAUAUCCGUGUCGACCGUCUUUGCCAAUUAGGGUCUUUUUCCCCAAGUCGUACAACCCCGAGACCGCCAAGGCGACUCUACCGACCAUAUUUACUAUCCACGGCGGCGGGUUCUGCUUCGGCCGGGUAAGCGAUAAUGAUGAUUGGAAUGCGCAUUUCGCCAAUAUGCACAAUGUGCUUGUAGUCGCCCUCAAUUACCGUAAAGCCCCGUGGCAUCCUUUCCCGACUGCAACCUACGAUCUCGAAGCCCUCAUCUUAGCCAUACUUGACGAUGAUAGCCUUCCGAUCGACAAGACCCGCAUAGCCAUCGGCGGCUUCUCCGCAGGUGGUAGCUUGACCCUCAGUGUAUGUCAGCUGCCCUCGAUCCGAGAAAAGGUUAGGCCCUCGGCCGCCGUACCUAUAUAUGCUGUUAUAGACAAGACUAUUCCUCCCGAAGUCAAAGUCAAAACUCGAUACUAUAAGCCUGGUCUCGGCCCGGGUAUGCGCUCUGCGCCGGUUGAUUACCUAGCGACGCUAUCUCCAUUAUUCCUAUCGAGUUAUAUCGAACCGGGCUUUAACACAGCAGACCCGCUGCUAUCACCAUACUUUGCUCCUCGAAAUACCCUGCCUCCGCACAUCUUCUUUAUCGGAACAGAGCUGGAUCAGCUUGCACACGAAACUUGGUGCAUGGCGAAUAAACUAGCAGGACGACCGGAGCCGCCGUUGACGGAUAUUGUGGGCCAGGAGAAGCUAGGACCAGGAAAAGGGGAGCUCAUUUUAGACGAUGAGAGAUUUGCGUUCGAACAUAUCGAGGAUGAAGGGAAGAGCAGUGUACGCUGGUUACUGAUACCCGAUCAGAUCCACGGAUUUGAUCAGGUACCACCUCGGUGGCUUGGGGAAGAGGGGUUAGAGGAUGCGAAGUUGAAAGAGACAGCGUAUCAGAAAAUUCUUGGAGAGUGGCUGCUCGGAUUUGUGUGGAAAUAAACGCCCCGUUGGCUAUCAUCGUUUACUAUUUCCGAACAGGAUCUCUCAAGUCUUACCUAAGAUAGGCAGGAUACAUUCAUGCUACAGAUCACAUCACCAAUUUAUACAUAGGUACCUAGGGCACUUAUAAGAUCCUAGGAAAAGGAAAAGGGUCGACUCGACUAUUAGUAUAUGAAAACGCUCGGUAAGGUAUGUAUGUACGAAAUAGCUACAUAAUAUACAAUGUUCAAAUAUCAAA
This is a messenger RNA of Daldinia vernicosa, 1649 nucleotides long. RefSeq names its product alpha/beta-hydrolase. The record is from RefSeq and is a predicted model, not a curated record. NCBI's taxonomy places the organism in Eukaryota, Fungi, Ascomycota, Sordariomycetes, Xylariales, Hypoxylaceae. The transcript has 2 exons. The coding region runs from base 275 to 1411 and encodes 378 amino acids. Gene Ontology annotation, molecular function: hydrolase activity.